Messenger RNA from Thamnophis elegans (Western terrestrial garter snake), 5720 nucleotides. RefSeq names its product QKI, KH domain containing RNA binding (gene QKI). Gene Ontology annotation, cellular component: nucleus. The record is from RefSeq and is a predicted model, not a curated record. Bases 991 to 2010 code for a protein of 339 amino acids. Lineage: Eukaryota; Metazoa; Chordata; Lepidosauria; Squamata; Natricidae. Gene Ontology annotation, biological process: regulation of mRNA splicing, via spliceosome. Gene Ontology annotation, molecular function: mRNA binding. The transcript has 8 exons.
UCACUCACAGACAAGCGGGAGGGGCGGGGCGGAGCGGAUCUGCCAAGUGGCGCCGCUGCCGCCACUACCGUUGCCGUCGCUGAUUAACGGCCGCCCCGCCUCUGCUCCUCCGCUGCCCCCUCCCUGCCUCUGUUCCCUCCCCUGGCCGCCGUCGUUGCUUGCUGCCGCCGCUGCGAGCGCCGCCUGAACUGAAGCGAACUCCAGAGCGAACUGAAGAGGAGGAGGCGGCAGCAGGAGGAGGUGAAGGCACCACGGCGGCGGCAGCGGCGGGGCUGAGAGUCGUAAGCCUCAAGCAAACGGCAGAAGCGGGAGGGGAGGGAGGCGAGGCGGCGCGGGAGACGAGGCGGAACUGCCACCACCAGCAGCAGCGGCGGUCGGAACAACAACAACGGAAGCACCGCCGGUGGCCGGGAACAGCCUUACAGUACGCGGCGGCAGCAGCAGCAGCAGCGGGGACUCCUCGGGAAACGGCCAAGUCCGCCGCCCCUUUGCCUGCCUCCCCGCCUCCCUCCCCGCCGUGGAGACAGACCAGGGGGCAGCAGCGCCGAGGAAAGACAGCCGCGACCAACGUCUGCGUGUGCGGCGAGAGAGAGGAGGGGGAACUACCGAAGACUGCGCCGCUUUGGAGAAAGGCAUCCAGUGGGAGAGGCGACAGGAAGCGGCAGCGGUGGUGGAGGAGGUUCACUGUACAUUCGGGGUAGUGGAAGAAGACUAGGGCGCAACCCUCCGUGGUGGCGGCGGCCGAGGAGGGUUUGGGGUGGCGGUCAUCGAGUUCUCCCCUUUUAUUUUCCUCCGAGACCCGCCGCGGCGUGCUUGUGGCUUCGUUGACGAGACCCCCUUUUCCCGCUUUCUUGUUUUCCUAAGGGGGGGAAGAGGCCUCUCCCCCCCUCAACCCACAAACACACCCUGUUUUUUCCCCGCCUGGCGUGCACCCAGUGCGGUGGUUGGACGAGUGCUGGUGCGGGCGCUCGCUCGCUCUCUGUUUGGAAUAUGGUUGGGGAAAUGGAAACGAAGGAGAAGCCCAAGCCGACCCCCGAUUACCUGAUGCAGUUGAUGAACGACAAGAAGCUCAUGAGCAGCCUCCCUAACUUCUGCGGGAUAUUCAACCACCUCGAGAGGCUGCUGGACGAAGAAAUUAGCAGAGUACGGAAAGACAUGUAUAAUGACACAUUAAAUGGUAGUACGGAGAAGAGAAGUGCAGAGUUACCAGAUGCUGUGGGACCUAUUGUACAGCUACAAGAAAAACUAUAUGUGCCUGUAAAAGAAUAUCCAGAUUUCAAUUUUGUUGGAAGAAUUCUUGGGCCUAGAGGGCUAACAGCUAAACAACUUGAAGCUGAAACAGGAUGUAAGAUUAUGGUCCGAGGCAAAGGGUCUAUGAGAGACAAGAAGAAGGAAGAACAAAACAGAGGCAAGCCCAAUUGGGAACAUCUGAAUGAAGAUUUGCAUGUAUUAAUUACUGUGGAAGAUGCUCAAAAUAGAGCAGAAAUCAAAUUGAAGAGGGCUGUGGAGGAAGUAAAAAAAUUACUGGUACCUGCAGCAGAGGGAGAAGAUAGCCUUAAAAAGAUGCAGUUAAUGGAACUUGCAAUUCUGAAUGGUACCUACCGAGACGCCAAUAUCAAAUCACCCCUUGCCUUUUCUCUUGCAGCAACAGCCCAGGCUCCAAGGAUUAUCACAGGGCCUGCCCCUGUUCUCCCACCAGCUGCCCUGCGUACCCCUACGCCAGCUGGCCCUACCAUAAUGCCUUUGAUCAGACAAAUACAGACCGCUGUCAUGCCAAAUGGAACUCCUCACCCAACUGCUGCAAUAGUUCCCCAAGGACCUGAAGCUGGUUUAAUUUACACACCUUAUGAAUAUCCCUACACACUGGCACCUGCUACAUCAAUUCUUGAGUAUCCUAUUGAACCCAGUGGGGUAUUAGGUGCGGUGGCUACUAAAGUUCGAAGGCACGAUAUGCGUGUCCAUCCUUACCAAAGGAUUGUGACCGCAGACAGAGCCGCCACCGGCAACUAACCUAUGACCUUCUGACCUCUGAACUCUUCACCCAAUGAUGACCUGACCAUGCCUGCCUGCUGAUCAGUUAACUGGUAAUCGCCUUUGCUUGUCUGUCUUCAGUGCAGCGAGCUGAGGCAUUUGUCCGUUCGUCUUACCAUCUAACAAAAAGACAAAGAAUUUGUUGUCCUCCAACUCAGCUUUUUUUCCCUGUUUGGGUGAAAGUGGUUCUAGAACCUGCACUGAAUAGUAGUAAAGCAAUAAGGUCCAAUUCAUCCUUCCGCACUGAUCAUCUUUUAGUGUCCCACCCUAAAAAUGGUAAGAAGGGCCUCAUUUAAGAGAUGGAAGCAGAUGUCCCUUAACUCCCUGAUGUCAGAGGCAGUUACUGUGAGACUUCUAGGAAUCUUUCUCUUCUCAUAAAGAAGUCAAAGCUCUCUUUGAAUGUACUGUGUGAUGAUGCAUCAUGCAUGAACCUUUGGUCAGGGAUAUCAUUGGUGAAGGGAUUCCUAAAAGUAUUCAAAAUUUGACAUGCAGUGUAAUCACUACCAAUGCCCUCAAAGGGCAGAAGAUGCAGCCUUUUUUAUAUUACCUGCCAAAUUGGGUGUUUUUAAGAGAAAAAAAAGUGCCAUGAAAGAUAGGUUACUGAAUUUUUGAACCACAUCAAUGCAUUAAAAGACAGCAACCCUAUCGAAGCUAAUGCUGAGAUACAGUUCUUUUACUAUACAUCAACUUCCUUUUAAAAAUUACAUGAGUACAAGGUACAUGCAUUAUGUGUCACAUUACUGGGCAAAUUGUUCAAAUAUUUUUUAAGCCUCCCUGUAUAGAGUAAAUUCAUAAGGAUAUAAAAGCCAUGCUUGCCUAUUUGCUGUAUACAUGUAAUGAAAUUGUAGAUAAAGUGUAGUGCAUUGAAACAAAUUGAAAAAAAAGUAGAUACUUUUACUAUACAAGGGUGCUGGUGCAGAAGAAAUAUAUAUUUUUGGAAAUGUAGCAUUUUAUACUUUCAAGUGUUAUAAAAAAGAAAAAAGAACAAAGAAACCCUUUAUUUCAUUAAAUGAUUUUUUCUGGUGGUUGUCGAGAAACAAAAGACCAAAAGAGCCUUUUUGUCUUUCUUUUUUAUUUUUUAAGUAUUGGAAUAAGUAUAAAGAAAAGAAAGUGCCUUAUUUUCUUCAUGGUCAUUUAGUCAGGUGUGUCAUAUAAUCAGCUCCUCCCUAAGACAGCAAGUUAAUGCAUGCCACUCAGUCCGCCCAGUAUGUGAAAAGAAGCUGUGAGGAAAGACAAAUGAGUUGACUAUUAAAAUUACCUGGUUUUUGCCACAGCAUGAUGCAACCUUUCCAGAUCCCAAACUGUGAAAUAGAAUUGUUCCACCAACAGCCAACCGCAAUAUUUUUGUAACACGUUCCCUCUUCAAUUGUAGACAAUAUAUUUUUAUAAUACUUGCUCAGCCUUAAACCAAAGGGUUCUAUGAUGCAGUUUCAUUCUAAAUCAAAUUAUAAGAUAACAAUAGUUAUAGAGUAGCAAGUGUUUGGGUUUUUUAUUAUUAUUUAGAGAUCAGUUAUCCUUUUUUUCUGAUUGAACUAGAUGCAAGAAACUACAAGAGAACUUAAACUUGCUCCCAUAUAAUUUCAUCCAUGACUAAACCAAGCAUUAAGAUUGAGCAUGUUAUAAGUUUUGGAUGUUUUAGCUGCAAUGCCAAGUGCGUAUGGAUUUACAUAAUUUUUCAUGAAACUUCUACUUGAGGAAUGUUAACUACUGGUUGCGCUUUCCCUUAAAGGAGGAAAAUCCAGCUGUGGUUCAGUUUGAUUUUUUUUAAAGAAGUUUGUGUGGCUGAAUUAGUAUUAAUUAACACUAGUGUUUAUAAACACUUUACGCACAAAAGUGGAGUGUAAAAUUAAUGAGCAAGUAUCAACAUGGUCACGGCUUAGAAGCAAAUUGGCAAAGAUCAGGUGAUACCUUGCCCUUUACAUUGUGUCAGCUUAUUCUCCUAAAAACCUUCACAGUUUCCAAAUCAAAGGUCAAUAGUAAGUUAGAUAAAGAGGGCUUAUUUUUUAAGCAUCUGCAUGGUGACUUUAUCAACAUUAUGUCUCACCUGGAAACAAGUAUCAGUUUAUUUACUAUGCAAUAAACAUUCAUCUUUUUGUACGCAGCUAGCUUUCCUUUUAUUCUGCCACUGGCUUUGUCUUCCUGUUACAUAACAUUUUUGUUGUUGUUUUUUUAUUUGGUUUUACUUUUGGUAUAUGCUGUGCCAUUUUGAUUUUUGUUUGGUUGAAUAAACUUGCGACACUCAAACAUUUUGGAGAGAGGAUUGCUAUAACGUUACCAGUAUUUGAUCCAGUUUCAUCUCAACUGUGAUAAACCUGGACAUUUUUAGAUGCUGAUCAGAGGUCUCUUCUAGGGAGAAGUGUGACUUCUAAAAGUAAUAUUUGUUCUGGAAAAAAAGUUUUAAAACUUGGUUGAUAACAUUUUGGAUCAACUUAAAGCAUGACUUUUGAAUCUCUGAAUGCCUUGGUUCUCAGUAUUAUCAUCCUUUAUUGAAUUUUUCUUUCUUAAAAUAUGUAGUUUAAGUCUUUUUUCUGACAGUAUUAUGUAAUUUUUAGAGUGGGUAUAUGGGAGUGUCGCUUGUAUGUAACCGUACAGAUGACAUGUAUUUGUCUAUUCUUUUAUCUUAGUUUGAUGCUAUGUAUGUAACAUAACCAACCUAUUGCCUAUGAGAAACAUGUAAGAUAAUGUAUUUACAGCCAUUGUUACAAGUUUAUAAUGUAUUUUUCUAUCUUGUUUUAUAUGUAUGUUAUAUAACAUUCAGAAUAAUUUUUCCUGAUUGAGAAAAGGAUACAAAAAUGCAACACCCACAAUUUUGAUAACUGAAAAUUGCUAAUUGUUUUGCAGUACUUUAUUAUUAUAUUGGGAGUGUUGUCUUUCUUAGGCUUUUAGUUAGCUACUGGAUUGAAUACAUUAGACAUAUUUGGGUUUUAGUUGGGUUUUUACAUAGCUUGCAUUUUAAUUCUUUGGUUCUUUGCUGUUUCUAUUAACCCAUAGCAUUAUUUUAAUAAAUGUUAUAAUACCAACCUACUAACUUUGGACUAUGUCAGUUUAUUAACCACUACAUGUUUAAUUGAAUAAACAAGGAAGGACAGAAGAAUGUAAAUUAUGAGUUGGACUAACCCUGAAGAAGUGACCACAGAUAACACAUGAUUUGUUUUAUGUUGUUUGUUUGGCUGACAUUCUGCACACUACCAUUGAAUUGGCUUUGGUCAUAUUGGACUUUCACCUUAUGGGUAAGUGCCAGUAGAGUGGGGAACAAGUAGCAUAUUUGCAGGUAAUCUUCUUUUAGAGUCUUGCCACUCGCCUUUCAGCAUCUGCAUUACUAAUUCCACAAUUUCCUUUUCUAAAUUAAUCACUGUCACCUCACAGCAAAAGGGCAAAGAUACCAAUAUAUUGGUAUACAGUAUGUGCCCAAAGAAACCAGUUUGAUUCUUUGUUGAGCCUUUAUGCUAAAAAAACAUUUAGUUUGGUGUGAAUAUUCUAAUUAAAAUGACAGUUCAGCAUCUCAUCUAAACAACAUUAUUGUGUACAUUUCAAAAAUGUAUUUAAAGCAAGAAACAGACCAUUAACCUAGCAGGAUCCAUAUUUCUCCCAAUUUCAUUGUGAUCCUAAAGAUGAUUUUAGAAGCAGUCUUCAAAUGACAAGUCUCAGGUAACUGUUUCUUAAUAAACAGUUUUAAAAUUGUCGGUUCA